This is a messenger RNA of Sinocyclocheilus rhinocerous, 2372 nucleotides long. RefSeq names its product protein piccolo-like. The record is from RefSeq and is a predicted model, not a curated record. The coding region runs from base 1 to 1965 and encodes 654 amino acids. Lineage: Eukaryota; Metazoa; Chordata; Actinopteri; Cypriniformes; Cyprinidae. The transcript has 5 exons.
AUGGAGUGUCCCAAGACUUACAUCAAUAAAGGUGACCUAAAACAGCAUCUUUCCAGUGCUCAUCCAAUAGCUACUUGCACUCCAGAACCACAACCUGUAAGUCACCCACUACAAGAACCUCCUUCACAGCAACAACCAGCACCUCAUCCACCACCAGAACCUCCUUCACAGAAACAACCAGCACCUCAUCCACCACCAGAACCUCCUUCACAGAAACAACCAGCACCUCAUCCACCACCAGAACCUCCUUCACAGAAACAACCAGCACCUCAUCCACCACCAGAACCUCCUUCACAGAAACAACCAGCAUCUCAACCACAAGAACUUGAUUUGCAGCAAGCAGCACCUCCAGCGAUUGAGAGAAAGCAGAACUCUGUGCAGGGUCCUAGUAGGUGUCCCAAGACUUACAUCAAUAAAGGUGACCUAAAACAGCAUCUUUCCAGUGCUCAUCCAAUAGCUACUUGCACUCCAGAACCACAACCUGUAAGUCACCCACUACAAGAACCUCCUUCACAGCAACAACCAGCACCUCAUCCACCACCAGAACCUCCUUCACAGAAACAACCAGCACCUCAUCCACCACCAGAACCUCCUGAACCUCCUUCACAGCAACAGCCAGCAUCUCAUCCACCACCAGAACCUCCUUCACAGAAACAACCAGCAUCUCAACCACAAGAACUUGAUUUGCAGCAAGCAGCACCUCAUCCACAAGAAUUAGCAGCUUGUCCAGCGAUUGAGAGAAAGCAAACCUCUUUUCAGUUUCCACGUAGGCACAUCACAGUUAAGCAGAGAGGGCAAGAGCCUCGACCGCGACGCUGCCGUACAGAUGCUACUUUAUUCACAUGCCCCUUCUGCACAACUGAUGUAUGUAAGCCAAGACAGUACCAUCAAAUAAUGACCCAUAUAGCUGGCCAUAAACUGAGAGCGGUUGAAUAUGGAGAUUAUGUUAUGUACAGCUGUAACAUUGGCUGUGGUCAAAAGGCCAGACAUUUUCACUGCUGCAAGUGUCCCAAGACGUACAUCAAUAAAAGUGAUCUAAAAAGGCAUCUUUGCAGUGCUCAUCCAAUGGCUCCAGAAACACAACCUGUAGGUCGCCCACUACAAGCACCUUCUUUACAGCAACCUGCACCUUGUCCAUCGGAAUUAGCAGCUCAUCCAGGGAUGGCUAAAAGAAAGCAAAUCUCCAUGCAAUGUCCUCACUGCGGGCUCAGUCUUAAUUCUAAAAAUGUAAAGAAACACAUUGAGCGGAAGCAUCAUGAAGCCUUGCAUCCCGUAACUUCAGUUCUACCAGCACAGUGUGUCGAUAAAAAGAAUGGACUAUAUGUUGUAUCAGAAUCAUUUUGUAAGUCCUGUACCCUCAUCCAUGUGGUAAAAUUUUUUUGGGGUUCAUCCCACAAGGUUAUGUGUGAAAUGGAUAUUUGCAACAGUCGUGUUGAAAUGGCACAAAGGAGUGAACUUUUGGUUGCACAAUGUGUGCAUCUAAGCUCAGUAGACUACACCUGUGCUGUUGCACCGAGUGAGGAUUUAUCAGAGCAUGUGUUGACUGAGAUGGUGGAGCGAAAAUGGAUUGGGGACAUAAGGAAGAAACGAUGCCUUAAGCUGCAACAUCAGGCUAAAAGUAAAGGUGCCACAUUUACUAGCCUUGUUACAAUAGGAGGCCCCGACUACAUGUAUUAUAUAUCAAUUUAUGAGCCAAAGGUGUCACAUUACAGUAAACUGGGCAGAGUCUUGGUGAAUUACAAUGCCAAGAUAAACACUUGGAAUUGCCCUUGUAGCAAAGGUAGAAAAUCAUGCCUGCACAAGAGUAUUGCAAAGUGGUGUCUCUAUCAAAUGAAGAAGCAGCUCUUCAAAAACCUGCCUGAAACAGAGGAAGGAAUCGAACCAGCGCAACGUGAGGACCUGGCUUCCAAAAAUGGGUGCCCACGUCUGGUUAGCGGAGACAUCUCAGCCCAAAAGAAAAACUGAUUCUGACCCACAACGAACGGACACUGCAAGUAGAUUAUUCUACUGAUAUUAGUGAACAUAGAAAACAAAGACAACAUGAAUGUAAAAUGAAGAAAAUAAGGAAAUCCAAAGUUCAAUUAUUUCAAUAUUGAUUUAAUGAUUAAUUGGUGAUUGAGUAAUUGCUGUUAAUAACAUCAAUUAAGCGUAUUAAUUGUCGAUUAAUCAAGCUCUACACAAACAUUGUGUUCAUGAAACUACAGCUACUAUUCAGCAAAGGGGAGAACAAAGAGACUGUUAGCUUUUUAAAAAUGCAUCACCAUAACAGAUCCAACAGUGUUAUCCCCCUUUGUGUUUUUCAACUAUUAGCAAAGCCAAACACACAUUUAUAUCUGUUAAUGGAGGAAGACUAGCGUACAUUAAAAAAUAUA